Armigeres subalbatus is the source of this 1800-nucleotide messenger RNA. RefSeq names its product WD repeat-containing protein 55 homolog. The transcript is spliced from 4 exons. Lineage: Eukaryota; Metazoa; Arthropoda; Insecta; Diptera; Culicidae. Gene Ontology annotation, molecular function: protein binding. The record is from RefSeq and is a predicted model, not a curated record. Bases 184 to 1614 code for a protein of 476 amino acids.
UCUUUUGGAUUUGAUUUGAAAACAAAACAUUCGCCAGUCUUUUCCACACGUUGUGCACUUUUAGUUUUAAGCGUAAAAGUUGCUUAAAACUUCCUGAAAAUAUCGGAAGUGCUUCCAGUACCGAUCAGGAAGUCUCCUAAAUCCAACCACCAGUCUAAAAACAGCCUCAAAAUUCACGAUAAAAUGAGAAAUUUCAAUUCACCGAAAUUCGGUCACUCAAUGGGAGACGAUUCCGAUGACGACGAUUUCGAUUCAGGAACCGAACCAGAGUUUCUAAUGGAACCAUACGCACUGGAAGAGUUUCCAAUAAUGGAGGAGAUUGUGGGUGAUGAUGAGGCCGAAGAAGAUGAAGGGUCGGAUUAUAAUCCGAAUGGAGACAUUCUGAUAGGAACAUCCUCGAGCGAUGAGGACUAUUCGGACAUUUCAGAUUCUGAAAAAGAACAGGAUGCGGAAGAUGACGCUGGCCCAGGUGGGGAGGACAGCAGCACAAAGAACAGUGCUCCUAAGCGGGCCAUCGAUGAUUAUGAUGAGGAAAUGGAGGACGAUGAAGUAAUCAGGGCCAUCAUUACGGAAAUUAAGAAACCAAGGUCGAAGCCUCCAGACAUAAAAACGGAUGAUUUCGUAACGGAUUUGUGCUUUCAUCCGGAUCAGGAUAUCUUAGCAGUGGGAACAACGACAGGCGAUGUAAUUGUUUAUAAGUUUACAAACGACGAGUGCACCAUCAUGAACACACACGAGGCUCAUACCAAAUCUAUCCGAGACGUGGAAUUCUCCUAUGAUGGAGAUGCGCUGAUUUCCACAGCUAGAGAUCGCUCGAUAAUGGUGACCGAUGUGGAGACGGGCAAGCUGAAAAGGUUUUGGGACGAUGCUCACGAGGAACCAGUCUAUACGAUGAGUCUGAUUAGCGAGCACACGUUCGCCACCGGGGACGAUGAUGGAGUGUUAAAACUUUGGGAUCUCAGGCAAAAUGAACCUAUUUUCAAGCUGAAAGAAGUGGAAGAUUUUAUCUCCUGUAUCAUUACGAAUGAUCAGAAAAAGCAUCUGCUAAUGACCAGCGGAGAUGGAUAUCUUACGACAAUUAACUUACCACAAAGAAAAAUGUUGGUCCAGUCCGAGCCAUACGAAGAAGAACUAACAUGUAUGGGAGUGUUCCGAAAAGACAGCAAACUAGUUGUCGGUUCGUCCAAAGGCAACUUCUACACUUUCAACUGGGGACAGUUUGGUUAUCAUUGUGACGCUUUUAUUGGUCCAAAGGCGGGGGUUAACAAGAUGGUCCCCAUAACGGAACGGAUAGCGGUUACCGGUGGCGAGGAUGGCAUACUUCGAGCAAUGCACCUGGUACCGGGGCGAGUGCUCGGCAUUGUCGGCCAGCACUCGUUGGCGGUCGAGACAAUCGACAUCAACAGCACCGGAGAGUUGAUCGCCUCCAGUUCGCACGACAACGAUAUCCGAUUCUGGAACAUUAAAUAUUUCGAGGACUUCGACGACAUCAAGUACAACAGCAAACCGGACAAAAAAGCCAUGAAGCACAAUUUGCCAUCGUCGAAGCAAACAAAUGCUGCAGAUUUCUUCGCCGAUUUGGCCGGCGGACAGAGUGGGACCGAGGGCGAUUAAAACCAGCGAAGCACGGUGUGAUGUUUUUUAUUUUAUUCGGAAAAGUGAUUGACUAUUGAUUUGUUCGGUCUCAUCGAGGGUAAGUUAAUUGUAUACUUAUUUGAGCAAUUCUUGUUCAUUGCAAAUUUUCUAUUUUUCUGUAAUGAAACGUUGUUAAGAGUUUAAGAAUGAAUCAGAGAAACUAAA